AUUUAGCUUAAUGACUCACCGUCAAUUCAGUUGUCUACUGGUCUAAAGUGCGUUUUGCGGAGUUAACGACACGAAGUUCCAAACGUCAGUUGUGUCUUUAAACAUUGUGUGCGUUAACAUCAGCAUUCACAACAGAUUAAUAUGUCUGGCAGAAAGAUUAAGGCCAUUUUAAUGAAUGUUCCUGAGCGUGAGUUAAUGGGUAAUAUUAUGUUGCAAGAGACUGGUGAGCCAUUGCUUCCUGUUCAUGUAAAUAUUGUUAAAUUAAAGCGCACGAACGGCGGCGUUUACAUUACCGCUGAGGACAGGGAUGAAGCCGUCAAGAAAAGACAGCUGGCUAAUGCCAAGGAACGAUUAAGGGUGAAGAGCCUAAACGCCAUGUUCUCUCACCUGAAGCGCAUAGUGCCAGUGAUGCCACUUGGCCGCAAGCCCAGUAAAGUGGACAUGCUGAAGGCAGCCACUGAAUACAUCAGACUAUUGACUGAUGUGCUCCGGGACACUUGUGACCGAGAAACUCCAGACAACAUCAUUGAAAGUGGAAACAGUCUAGGCCUACCAGAUACAGAAGAUAGACUCUCUGCUGUUUGGACUGUGGAUGAGAUACUGGACUCCAUGUCCAGCACUGUGCCCAAUGAAGUUGUAUCUGCUCCAGUUGUUGCAGAAGGGUUCCAGUUUCACGAUCAAAAGCCUAGUGGCUUGGUGGUGCACUGUGUGAAAUCUGCUUACCAGUACAUUGUUCAGUUUGCCCCAGUGGACCAUGCCACACUUCAGCCCACGUGUUCCACUCACCCAGAUCUUACAGCUCAACUUCAGAUCCAGCCUCAGCUUCAGCUUCACCUUCAGCCUCAGGCUCAUUAGAAUCCCUGCGCUUCAUGUUUUUGUGAAUAUUUUUUUUUAACCAUUUAUUGGAAGACAGUGUAACAUUGCUUGCUAGUCGUGUCUGCCUUGUGUAUGUUUCUGUACCUUGUCCUUUCCAAAGUGAGGGUUUAAGGUCUUGGGAUGGUGUAUAACAAACAUUUGCUUUCACAAAAACACUGUUUUAUUUGUGUUUAUGAUAUUAAUACACUGGGAUAUGAAAUGGACACGGGAUGUUUCUAAGUAUGGGAACUUAUAAAUUAUUUUAAUAACAAUAUACAAAACAAUUUUGGUGAUGGAUAUACCUAUUUUUUUAGGUGGGUGGAAAACCCCAUAAUAAACCUCACUAGCAUGUAA
Messenger RNA from Alosa sapidissima (American shad), 1209 nucleotides. RefSeq names its product folliculogenesis specific bHLH transcription factor (gene figla). The transcript has 4 exons. The record is from RefSeq and is a predicted model, not a curated record. Gene Ontology annotation, biological process: developmental process; regulation of transcription by RNA polymerase II. Lineage: Eukaryota; Metazoa; Chordata; Actinopteri; Clupeiformes; Clupeidae. Gene Ontology annotation, molecular function: RNA polymerase II transcription regulatory region sequence-specific DNA binding; protein dimerization activity; DNA-binding transcription factor activity, RNA polymerase II-specific. The coding region runs from base 142 to 855 and encodes 237 amino acids.